CAACGGUUAUUUUAGGAAGGUGCUGCAGUGCUCUGUUGAACAGAUCUGUGUUCUCCAGACGACCUUCGUUCUCGCCAUCAUGGAGGUCAUAUACAUCAACUCCUCUGUGCUCUACGUCGCUCACAGACCCUACAACUCCACUGUUGGUGAGAAGACUGUCUAUGCGCAAUGCAAAGACAUGCCAGCUGUCCUCAUUUGGUACCUGGGCCUUCAGUUUAUCAACAUGUUCCUGGGCAUACCAGCCAACCUCAUCGUGCUGUGGCUCAUCCACAAGAACAAAGGUGACUCCUCCACCUCAGAUAUCUUCAUCCUUCACCUGGCGAUAUUAGAUGUGUUCUUCUGCCUCAUCCCUCCUCUUGAAUUGGCCAACAUAGUCUUCCUCACCACCAGCAGCACCUGGUAUGUCCUGCGCUUCUUCUACGGCCUUAAAGAUGCAUCACCACUGUUUCUUUCCUGCAUCUGCUUGGACCGGUACGUAGCUGUGGUCCACCCCAUCACCUUCACUGAGCUCAAAGACCGACAUCACAGAGCAGUCCUGGCCAUAGUGGUCUGGAUUAUCAUUUUGGCCUAUGCUGCUGCUAAAUGUGUAGGCAACAUUCCCAACUUUGAGAAGGUCUUCACAGCGAUGAUACUUGGAGCAUUUGCUUUCAUGGUCUUCUGCAACAUUGCCAUUCUGUGGGCACUGCGGCAGUCAGGGCCCGGCAGAGAUGAGAUGCACCCUGUGAAGAAGAGAGCCUGCAAAAUGGUCCUCAUCAUCCUGGCCAUCAUCGUGUUCAACUACUUUCCACCUGUGGCGCUGUUCCCCUUCCAGGAAUAUUUCUCUCCUGACGUGUUUCGAUGCUAUAUUCACUACGUGGCCUUCGGCUUGAUGGAUUUCAGCAGCACCGUUCAACCGAUGCUCUACCUCUCCAAGGAAAAGAUGCCACAGAGCCUCAACUGUUGUCACAGCUGCACCACUCAUGCACAAUAGGCCCACAUGAAAGGUUUCUAAACGUGGCACAAAAAGUAAGAACAUUUGUGUUUGGAUAAUUAUUUCUUUGUUAAAACAAUGCUUCUUCACAAUAAAUCUUAAAUAGUGUUAGAAAGCGUGUUUAUUUCUCUUUGAAAUGGUUAAUUUGUGGGUUGAGCAGCAAAGUAUUUGGGUUGCGCCCAUGAAAAUAUGAAAACCAAAUCUUCUCUGCCAAUGCCAAACAGCUUAUUCUGCUAUUGGUUUGUGUCGUUUAUUGGACUGGAUGAUUGAAGUCUUCAGAAACCAGACAUAUUGUCAAUUUAACAAUGUAUUUGUUCAACGAACAGGGGCCUCAGUAGCAUGUGGAAGAACCAUACACAGCCUGGAAGCUCCUCCUCAUGCUGGUCACACACUGCUGUGGGAUGGCAUCCCAUUCUUCAACCAGCAUUUGUCGCAAGUCAGCCAAUGUGGUUGUGCUGGUCACUCUGGUACAAACAGCCCGUCCAAGCUGAUGCCACCAGAGUUUAAAUUGGUUGAGGUCAGGACUGCAGGCAGGCCAAUUUAUCCUCUCCAUUCCCAAGUUCUGGAGGUAGUCUCCGAUAAAUCCCACUCUGUGGAGGCGAGUGUUCCCACAGUUGGUCCCAGACUGUGGAUAUAUGGAAUUGCCACUGCCUCCAAUUAUGACAAGCUAUUACACUAUCAGUGCAGCAAUCAGCAUUGCGUUCUCUGCGUCUUCUCCACACUUUGACCCUACGAUCCAACUGUUGUAGGCAGAAUCUGGACUCAUCGCUGAACAUAUAAUGUUUCUCCACAUGUUCAGGUUCCAGUGCACAUGUUGCCAACACUACAGUAGUGUAAACAGGGCAGUCAUGGUAGGCUUCCUGGCAGCGCUAUGAGACUAGAGAUUGGCUGUGUGCAGUCUAUUGCGGAUGUCCAGACUGUCUCUGACAUGCCCUGUUAUAUGGACAGUUUGCAGAUGGUACUAAGGUUCACUCAAAAUAAUGCUGCAACUUUGUUUUGUGAAAAAAACACCAGCUUAAAGUUGCCCUAGGGCACAGACCAUGUACAGGGCAGUCAAAUGUGGCAUGCUUGGAGCAGACACCACCUGAGCGCUAUAACAGGGUCAAUGCUUCACAGGCACCAGCAGAAUUAGCUGUUUUUCAUGGGCACAACCCACAUACUCAACUGCAAAUCCCACAAAUGUAUUAUCCUUGCAAAUGUGGCACAAUUUGAAAGGGAAAUAAACUGCCUUUCCAACUGUAUAAGAUGUAUUGACAUGCAGGAUUGUUACAACAGCAAUAACAACACACAUUGACUAAUCACAAAUGUUCUGGGUUUAUAUUAAAGUUAUCUUAUGAAUGUACCAACAUACUGCAAUAUGAAUGUGCUAAAGUGGUUAAAUACAAGAAUAGUCUAUUUAAAUUGUCAGAUUUAAUAUGGAUUUCUGACAUUUUUUCGCACCUCCAAAAUAGGUAUAACCACUGAAAAUAAAGUACUUGAGCACAUUUUUUAGCUCAUGACCCUGUUAGAACUUAGCAUUACCACAGUUCACUUAAAGGCCCAAUGUGUAAGAAUUAGUGACAUCUAAGGGUGAGAAUCCUGCAUACAGUCACUGUAUAAAUACAACAGGACCACUAAUUUAUGUCUUAACACCAAUAUUUCAAAACUCAAACCAUUUUCACUUUUCACACAAAUAAUGCAUAUAGGUAAUGUUAUUUCUGCGUCCUGCUUUGACUGUAUACUGUUUGCUUAUUCUGCUUCUACAUAUAGUGAGACACUUCAGCUCCAAGUUUUCUCCAAAUCAAUGGAUUUUCAACUAUUCCAUUACAAAAAGACUGUAUCUCCAUGUUACACAUGCAUUGUAAGUCUGUAUUUCAUUUCAAUGACAUAUUAUACAUGCACAUAAACAGUCAGUAUGAAUUUGUAACGCUACACAUGAAUAUGCACAUUAUAUGUAUAAUACACGUGAUUUCUCUUAUCUAUUUGUAGACUGUCAUUUUACUGUAUUUCGUUCGACAUUUAGCCUUCAACUGCUGUCAAAUUCACUCUAAAUAAAUAUCAAUCAAGAUUAAACUUAUCUCAUUUUCUUUUCUGUCAACUUUGACUUGGUUACAGUUUGACUUUAGUUUAAAUUUCACAAAUCAUCCCUGCAAUUUGUUUGCCCCUAACGUAAGCUAUUUGUUAUGCAUUAUUUGAACUAAAUAUCUGUGAUCUGCGGGAGGGUUAGUGAUAUGUCACUGUUUGGACCAAUCAUCCUUUAGUACAGACUUCUCCAUCACAAUUACUAACACUGUCAAUUUUAAUAUUGUGUGAGACCUUCAGUCCUCCUUUAGGGAGUUACCAGUAUUUGCAUAAUAGCACAGAUAUUAUUAGUUCACACGUAUGUGGGAAACAAGGUGUUGUCUGGAGUCAGGAUGUGCAUAUGCUGUUCAUAUCACCUUUAGGUACAGCGAU
Molecule: messenger RNA, 3403 nt
Organism: Solea senegalensis (Senegalese sole)
Lineage: Eukaryota; Metazoa; Chordata; Actinopteri; Pleuronectiformes; Soleidae
Product: proteinase-activated receptor 3-like
Exons: 2
Coding region: 80-970 (296 amino acids)
Biological process (GO): positive regulation of Rho protein signal transduction; phospholipase C-activating G protein-coupled receptor signaling pathway
Cellular component (GO): membrane
Molecular function (GO): G protein-coupled receptor activity
Source: RefSeq, a predicted model, not a curated record